CCAGGAAAGUACUUUCAUGAAGCCGAGCUUGCAGGAACCCACAUUGGCUUCCACUACGACUGGCGAUUCUUCAGGACCACGAAAUUGUCGGACUACGAGCGCAAGGUGGUGCUACAUCGGCUAGCCAAAGCGUGGCUCCGUUUCUCCAGGUCUGCCAAAUUGAAGACGUGGCUCGCGCACGGCACGUUACUAGGCUGGUACUGGAACGGCAUGAGCUUGCCCUGGGACCAAGAUAUGGACGUGCAAACGACCUAUGAAAGCAUCGAGAAGAUGGCCCGGCUGUACAACCAGUCUUUGGUCGUUGACCUCUGCGACGACCCAGACAUCGCUAGCGUUCAUCUGUAUUUUCUAGAUGUGAGUCCGCACUACAGAACCAGGGUACCCCAAGACGGCAACAACGUGAUAGACGCACGGUUUAUAGACACAGACACGGGUAUUUACGUGGACAUCACGGCCUUGGCCAUCAGCCCCACUUAUCAGCAAGCAGGAGAAACGCAGCGUCAAGCAGCCAGCCGGCUCCAUGCGCUUUUCCAGCCGGAUUACCGCGAUCUCCUCCACCGCCACUUGUAUAAUUGCAAGGACCUGCAUUUCCACCGGCUCGAUGAGCUAGGGCCCCUCCGACCAACGGCCUUCGAGGGCGAAGCCGCAUAUGUUCCUCGGGAGUUCCAGGCCGUUCUCCUCAGAGAGUACCCGAAGGGACUCACAUCACGGGUGUAUGGUGACUGGGUGUUCCGCCCCUUUUUCGGGGUGUGGACGCCCCUUUACAAAUGCCGCAACGACUUGUACGGCAGCGAGUGCCGGGACAAGAACAUGAUUUUGGAGGAGAAGGUCACACGUCUGUAC
Molecule: messenger RNA, 843 nt
Organism: Metschnikowia bicuspidata var. bicuspidata NRRL YB-4993
Lineage: Eukaryota; Fungi; Ascomycota; Pichiomycetes; Serinales; Metschnikowiaceae
Exons: 2
Source: RefSeq, a predicted model, not a curated record